AUGCACGGUGAGGUCUGCCACCUGCAUAUUGGGCAGGCUGGCACUCAGCUCGGUAAUGCCGCUUGGGAACUCUACCUCCUCGAGCACGGCCUGAAGGCCGAUGGUCGUCCUGAUCCGGAUGCCCAAGUCGGCGACCCUGGUGCUUUUGAGACCUUCUUCAAUGAGACAAGCAACAACAAACACGUUCCCCGUUCCAUCUUCGUCGACCUUGACCCCUCCCCAAUUGACGAGAUCAGAACCGGUCAAUACAGACAACUGUUCCACCCAGAACUCUUGAUCAGUGGGAAAGAGGAUGCGGCAAACAACUACGCUCGCGGUCAUUACACCAUUGGAAAGGAGCUCGUCGACGACGUCUUGGACAAAGUUCGUCGCGUUGCAGACAACUGUUCCUCGCUUCAAGGCUUCUUGAUCUUCCAUUCCUUCGGCGGCGGUACCGGAUCUGGCUUCGGCGCUCUUCUCCUUGAGAGACUGUCGGUCGACUAUGGCAAGAAGUGCAAGCUCGAGUUUGCCGUCUACCCUGCCCCUCAAGUCUCCUCAUCCGUGGUCGAGCCCUACAAUGCCGUCCUCUCUACUCACAGCACCAUCGAGCACGCCGACUGCACCUUCUUGGUUGAUAACGAGGCUGUCUACGACAUCUGCCGCCGCAACCUGGACAUUCCACGGCCUGACUACGAGCACUUGAACCGCCUCAUUGCCCAGGUCGUCUCCUCCGUGACGUCAAGUCUACGCUUUGAUGGUGCCUUGAACGUCGACUUGAAUGAAUUCCAGACCAACUUAGUGCCAUACCCUCGCAUCCACUAUCCGCUCAUUAGCUACGCUCCCGUUGUUUCCACCAAGCGAUCGUCUCAUGAGAGCUUCAAGGUCCACGACCUGACUCUACAGUGCUUUGAGCCCAACAACCAAAUGGUAGUCUGCGACCCCCGCAACGGAAAAUACAUGGCUGUUGCUCUACUUUACCGUGGUGAUGUCGUGCCUCGCGACGCCAAUGCCGCCAUUGCAUCCCUCAAGGCCAAGUCAAGCUUCCACUUGGUCGAUUGGUGCCCUACUGGUUUCAAGGUCGGCAUCAACUACCAACCUCCCAUGCCUGUUCCCGGUGGUGAACUCGCUAAGGUCGACCGAUCUGUGAGCAUGCUUUCCAACACUACUGCAAUUGCGGAAGCCUGGAGCCGACUUGACCACAAGUUUGAUCUUAUGUACUCGAAGCGAGCCUUCGUGCACUGGUAUGUUGGUGAGGGUAUGGAGGAAGGCGAGUUUUCGGAAGCUCGAGAAGACCUUGCAGCCCUGGAGAAGGACUACGAAGAAGUUGCUAGCGACAGCUUGGAAGCUGAAGACGAGGGUAGCGCCGAGUAUUGA
This is a messenger RNA of Cladophialophora yegresii CBS 114405, 1353 nucleotides long. Its product is annotated as tubulin alpha-2 chain. Gene Ontology annotation, cellular component: microtubule; cytoplasm. The coding region runs from base 1 to 1353 and encodes 450 amino acids. Gene Ontology annotation, biological process: mitotic cell cycle; microtubule cytoskeleton organization. The transcript has 5 exons. The record is from RefSeq and is a predicted model, not a curated record. Gene Ontology annotation, molecular function: structural constituent of cytoskeleton; GTP binding. Lineage: Eukaryota; Fungi; Ascomycota; Eurotiomycetes; Chaetothyriales; Herpotrichiellaceae.